AUAAUAAUACAAAAAAAAAACACGAGAGGAAAGAGCGGAAAAAUCUUUACAAAAAACAAGAGUACAGAAAGCGUAAGCGAAAAAACGAGGCCACGCCACAAACAGCAGCUAUCUUGUGGUCAAUUAUACAACGCGAACAGCGAGCAGAGAGCACAUAAAAAACCAGUAAAACAACAACAGAAGGAAACGCAAGCAGAGUAAUCCAACAGCCAUUUUUGACCAAUAAUAAUAAUGGUCGUGUUGCUGCAUUCGAAGCGACAACUGCCGCCAGCAGCAGCAGCAGCAGCAGCCUCAUCGAGGACGAGGAGAAAACUCGAGAGGACAAGGACAUGGCCGUCGCUGAUGAUGACGACGAUGCUAGUGCUCUUGAGCGGCAGCAGUCGGGCGGCGGGCAGCAGCUACAGCUACAGCAGCGGCAGCGGCAGUGGCAGUGGCAACCUGAGCGCCCCCCAGCGUGGCACCCUUACGGCAACAAAUAAUGGAGGACUCGUGUUGAUCGGAAGCAGCUCCACUUCCAGCUCGAGUUCCAGUUCCAGUUCCAGUUCCGUGCCCUCAUUAUCCCUUACUUCAUCAUCGUCCACCUCUUCCACGAGCAGCAGCAGCAGUGGCAGUGUCAGUGGCAGCAGUUCAUCUUCGUCUGGCUCUGGCCCUGGCGCCGGUGCCCCAAACAGUGGCAACAACCGCAGUGGCCGCCUGGCCAGCGGCGGCGGCGGCGGGGGUGCAGCAAGUGGCACGAAUCAUGAUCAAUUACCCGCCCAACUCUCCUCACGCAUCAUUCACACACGCAAUGGCGCCAUCUCGGGGAUAAUUGUCCAAUUAGAUGGCAGGCAUUUGGAUCCGGUGGAGGCGUACCGCGGCAUACCCUACGCCUCGCCCCCCGUCGGCAAUUUGCGUUUCAUGCCGCCCGUCUCGGCGGCCAUGUGGUCGGGUGUCAAAAAGGCGGACAGAUUCAGUCCCGUUUGCCCGCAACGUCUGCCGGACAUCCACAACGAGACGGCAACGCUGGAACGAAUGCCCAAGGGACGUCUGGAGUAUCUGAAGCGUUUGCUGCCGUAUCUGCAGAAUCAAUCAGAGGAUUGUCUUUAUCUAAAUAUUUAUGUGCCCAUACAAGUUGGUUCCCGGGAUUCCACGGGCAGUGGCAGCUCCUCCUCUGGCGGCAGUUCCGGCUCCUCCUCCUCAUCGUCGUCGUCUUCCUCCUCGUCGUCGGGCAGUGGAAAUCCCACAAAAUAUCCUGUGCUGGUGUUUGUCCAUGGCGAAUCAUAUGAAUGGAACAGCGGCAAUCCGUACGAUGGCUCCGUUCUGGCAAGCUAUGGACAAAUAUUGGUGGUAACCAUAAAUUAUCGCCUCGGAGUGCUGGGAUUCCUGAAUGCCAACACGGACCGAUACUCGAAGCUGCCGGCCAAUUAUGGCCUGAUGGACAUCAUUGCCGCACUGCAUUGGCUCAAGGAGAACAUUGCUGCCUUUGGCGGGGAUCCGAACAGCAUAACCCUCGCCGGACACGGCACUGGGGCGGCGUGCGUCCACUUUCUCAUUUCAUCAAUGGCCGUGCCAGAGGGCCUGCUCUUCAAUCGGGCCAUCCUGAUGUCCGGCUCGGGGCUGGCACCCUGGUCGCUGGUCAGCAAUCCGGCGAAAUAUGCCGCCGUCGUGGCCCACCACGUGAACUGCGCCUCGGACCUGCCGCACGCCCAUCUGAUGAAGUGCCUGCGAGAGAAGACGCUCGAGCAACUGCUGAGCGUCCCCAUACGUCCGCCAGAGUUCGGUUUCGCCUUUGGGCCGAGCAUCGACGGAGUGGUCAUCGAUGGCGGAGAUUAUGUGCCACCGGCGCCGGGCUCGGCGGCAGCUCAGGCCCAGGCGCAGGCCUCCACGGCCGCCGGGAAUGGCCUCGGCGGGGAGGCGGGUAUUGCCGCUGCCGGAGGCUGGGGCACGCCCGGACAACUGGAGAAUAUCGUAUUAAUGAGAAAAACUGCCAUUAACAAGUUGUCAAGAUACGACCUGAUGGCCGGGGUGACACGUGCCGAGGCCUUUUUCAGCUUCAAUUCGGGCGAUGUGCAAUACGGCAUCGAGGCGGAUCGAAGGUCGAGAAUUUUAAAGGCCUACGUGAGGAACACGUACACGUUUCAUUUGAACGAGAUAUUCGCAACGAUUGUCAACGAGUACACGGAUUGGGAGAGGCCCGUCCAGCAUCCAAUUAAUAUCCGCGACGAAACACUGGAGGCUUUGAGCGAUGCCCAGGUUGUGGCACCGGCAGCACAAACUGUGGAUUUGCAUUCGGCAGAUCAUCGAAACUCGUAUCUAUAUGUUUUCGACUAUCAGACGCGCUUCGGGGACUAUCCGCAGCGUCAGGGCUGCAUCCACGGCGAGGACCUGCCAUAUAUCUUUGGGGCACCGCUCGUUGGCGGUUUCAAUCAUUUCACGCGCAACUACACGAAAACCGAAAUCAGUCUAUCGGAGGUGGUCAUGUUUUACUGGGCCAACUUUGUGCGCACAGGCAAUCCAAAUGAACAAAUGGAAACGGAGCACAGCAGUCGACAGGAGAGGAGUCGCUACAAGACCAUCGAGUGGACGGCGUACGAGAGUGUGCACAAGAAAUACCUGAAUUUUGACACGAAACCAAAGCUCAAAAACCAUUAUCGGGCACAUCGUCUAUCGUUUUGGCUGAAUCUCAUACCGGAUCUGCACAAGCCGGGGGGCGACAAUGUCCCGGCAGCCCAUCAUCAGCUGCACGACGAAGACGAUGAGGACAACAAUAUCCCCAACGAUGCCUCUGUGAAACCCCUGAAUCCCCCCUACACCUCGAGGGCUGCCAAUGCGGCGGCAAUGGGAAACUUUACGAUAUUCACGAAUCAAGUGUUCUCCCUGCUGAAUCUCAGUUCUCCCUCGUCCUCUCUGCAGCGGAACGGCACUCGCUACGGCGGCAAUAAGAUCUAUCCCGACGACAUGAUGGACCCGGACCAUGCGGCCGGCGGAGCGGCCAGUGCCUCGCAGGACAACGAUGGCUUUGCGGCGUAUUCCACGGCGCUGAGUGUCACCAUUGCCAUCGGCUGCUCCCUGCUGAUCCUCAAUGUCCUGAUCUUUGCGGGCGUCUACUACCAGCGCGAUAAGACGCGUCUGAGCGAGCCCCGGCCGCAGACAAAGCUGAAGCGCCAGGAGAAUGGCCAGAUUCCGAACAGCAUCUGCGGGGACCUCGAGACGCUGACAAUCCAUGCAAAGAGCGACCCCGGGACGAUCCUAUCCCAUCAUCAUGCCAUGCAACAUCACCAGCUGCCGCCUCCGGAAUUCGCCGACAUUCCGCAUCGUGCCCCGCCCCCGCCGAAGCACAUGAAAACGAUGCAGGAUACAGGGGGCGGUGGCGGUGGUGUCCCACCAACGCAUGCCCUGCAAGUGCUGGGCAAUCAGUGCGGGACUCUGACCAAAAAGAGUUGCAUGAAGCAGACCCAGGCGCAGGCACAGCAGCAUUCCCCCUCGCAGCAGCAUCAGUCGCAUCAGCAGCAGCAGCAGCAACAACAGCAACAGCAACAGCACGUGGUAACACAUCAGCAACAUUUGCAGAAUCAUCAUAAUCAAAGCAUGACCACCGUUCUAACCACAGCCGGUGGAUUGGUGGUGCCCACCCCGCCCACAGUGCCAGUGAUUGUGGCAGCCACCACGCAGCACCACCAGCAGCAGCAGCAGCAACAGCAGCAACAUCCACUGAUGGAUGAGCUCCGUGUGUGACAUUAAUUGACCGUGCGUUUUAAAUGUGAUCUCUAAGCGCACAGUCCCUCCUAUACGCCCCCCCUACCAUCUCCCAUUUCCUUCCUUCCCAUCCAUUUCCCCUACAAAUUUCAGCUGUCGGUGAGUGUCCCCCUGGGUGAAUGGUUAGAUCUAAUUGCCUCUCUCUCUCUCUCUCUCUAUAGCGCCGUAAGUGUGUGAAUGCCGUUGUGUCCUGAUGUAUCAGGAUUUGAAAUCCAAAGCUAAUACUCGCUGACCAAGCCAUAACUUUGUUGCUAGUUGAUUUUACAUAUAUAGAUCGUAUAUACAUACAUAUAUAUACAUUGUAUAUUGUACAUAGUUAUAUCUAAAGCUUAGAGAUUGUUGUUAGGAAUCAUUAUCGCCCAAGGAAAAGCGCCCACAACUUGGAAAAAUAUUCAUUCUUUGCCAGAAAUCAUAGGGAUUUAUUUUUAGGGUAGGGCUUUAUUGAUUUCUUUGUGCUUAAAGCGGAUAUUCGAUAAGAAAUUCGAUUCGAUAGGAACUUGACAACUGGUACCAGGCGAUAAUUAAACUAUCGAGCAGUUUCUAUUCGAAUUUAGACCAUUAUUAUGAGUAUUAUUUUGACCAUUUUCGAUUAUUAUUUCGACCACUUUCGACCUAUAUUUCGACCAAUUUCGACUUAUAUUUCGACCUAUAAUUUUACGUAUAUUUUGAACUAUAUUUAGACCUGUAGACCUAUAUUUCGACCUCUUUCGAGCUAUAUUUCGACCACUUUCGACAACAAUUCCGACAACUUUCAACCAUUUUAAUGGUAUAUUUCGACCACUUUUGAGCCACUUUCUACAACUAUUUCAACAACUUAAAUUUUACCACAUAUUAUAUUUAUUUAGACCAGGUUUUUGGCUAAUAUUUCUACUACUUUCGACCAAAAUUCUUGUAAUUUUCGAUC
Messenger RNA from Drosophila persimilis, 4639 nucleotides. It is a transcript of the gene Nlg3, whose product is annotated as neuroligin-3. Gene Ontology annotation, molecular function: neurexin family protein binding; signaling receptor activity. Gene Ontology annotation, cellular component: postsynaptic membrane; synapse; cell surface. Lineage: Eukaryota; Metazoa; Arthropoda; Insecta; Diptera; Drosophilidae. The record is from RefSeq and is a predicted model, not a curated record. Bases 232 to 3714 code for a protein of 1160 amino acids. Gene Ontology annotation, biological process: modulation of chemical synaptic transmission; neuron cell-cell adhesion; chemical synaptic transmission. The transcript is spliced from 11 exons.